GGGGUCCCAGGAUGGAAAGGAGGAACCCCAGCCUGUGUGUGGAAGAUUGGUGAACUGUUUGUACCAUCAGGCUGCAUCCCAGGAGCAGAACUGAACUGAGGGGAGCUGGACUGGAGCCUGCCUUGCUGCGCUGCAUCCUUCGGUAGAGAAUCAGCCCUGCCAAGAGAUCUCACAAAACCAACGGAUCUGAGGACAGUCUCCAGUGAUCCUGAGGGCCCCGUCUCCGCAGCAGGAUCAGCCUCCACACACACGCCACCGCACUACCGCCAGGACACGACAGGCACCGGGCACACGUCCACCGCAAUGGCAUUCCAGCCAGGAGCAGGGUCAGGGGGACGGCCGAGUGAACCCCAUGGGAAUCAGGACAAAGACAUGAAGGAUUUGUCUGACAGAUUCCCUAUGAACGAGGAUGGUAGUGUCACUAUUUUGGACCUUCCCGUGCCGUUCAUCUUCACCCUGCGUGACGCCAAGCAGAAGGUCGUCCGCUUGCAGAGCAAUAAUCUUGUGGCCGAGGCCUCCAACUCGGACCCUGAGAAACUCAGCGUGGUGCCCAACCGGUUCAUACAGGGCAAACAAUAUCCCAUCAUCCUGGGUGUCCAGGAAGGAAAAAGCUGCCUGUCAUGCGGAACGUCGGCCGAACCUACGCUGCAGCUGGAGGAUAAGAAUAUCAUGGACUUAUUUGCAGACAAGGAGCAAGCCGCUCGCUUCACUUUCCACAACAUUCCUGAAGGCAGCACCCACCGCUUCGAGUCGGCCGCCUACCCGGGCUGGUUUCUCUGCACCUCCCAGAAGAGCAGCGAGCCCAUCCGCAUCACCAACCGCACGGGCGAGACAGAGAUCACUGAGUUCUAUUUUAAAAGGAUUCUGCCCUAAUAGCCGCCUGCGAUGGGAAGACA
Molecule: messenger RNA, 896 nt
Organism: Mauremys reevesii (Reeves's turtle)
Lineage: Eukaryota; Metazoa; Chordata; Testudines; Geoemydidae
Product: interleukin-36 receptor antagonist protein-like
Exons: 8
Coding region: 304-873 (189 amino acids)
Biological process (GO): inflammatory response to antigenic stimulus; positive regulation of gene expression; cellular response to lipopolysaccharide
Molecular function (GO): interleukin-1 receptor binding; cytokine activity
Source: RefSeq, a predicted model, not a curated record